CUGCGCGGCACAUAUCAACCAGUUUCACCGAGAUCGCACACUCGAAGCAAAAACUGAAUGAAAAUUGCAUUCUCUGUUUUGAUCUCUCAGCAUAAAUUCUGUUUGUGUUUUCCCUGUUUUCUGAACGAGAGUGGAGAAAAGCCGGAGAAUGCUACAUGCGCACAGGGUCAAGAUUUAUGUCACCUUUUUUGCAGCACGGUAUACUUCUAGCAGACAUAUCGGUGCGGUCAGAAUAGUGGAUUGCAUUUCGUUCUGAAUACAAUUUACAGUGAUUUAAAGAUUAAUAUGAGGUGUAUAGUGCGAUAUUCGAGUUCUGAAGACUGAGAAUACGACAAGUAGUUCGCACUCGUGUAUCAAGAUGGAAAACAAUUUGCUGAGGGAAGGCGUAUAUGAAGUUACCUAGACACGAAGAGAUUCUUCUUGAUAUCGAUUUUAUGCAUGAUAGGAAACUAUGUAUCUGAAGAAAAACUUGUAUUUUCCUUCUGAGUGAUCGGAAUCCAUUAGAUUAGUAGUUCGUUGAACAGGGACAGAUUAUUGGCUGUGCAAUUGUUCCGGAUAUCUUUGGCAAUUAAUUGUAGGAACAAUGAUGGAGGCCACAGAAAACGGUGGAAAUUCAUCGUACGAACCGUUAGAGGGGCGACGAGCGUUCGAUGCAUCUGACAGUCCAGAAAUGGAAGGUGGUGGUCCCCCGAAGGACCGGAAAAAAUUGGUGUUUUUCGCACUGAUGACUGCCGGCGUCGGCUUCGUUCUGCCAUAUAACAGCUUCAUCAUUGCAGCUGACUAUUGGCAGUCUCGUUUCCCUGGACAAUCUGUCGCCUUAGAUAUGUCCAUGACAUACAUCAUCGUAGCCCUUUGUACUGUACUGCUCAACAACGUAUUUUUGUCGCUGGCGCCAUUCCGCGUUCGUGUUGCAUUUGGUUACGCGGUUUCGUUUACUACCCUAGUAUUUGUAGCCCUUUGCGAGGUGGCAUGGCACAUGUUCACAGCGAAAACGGCGUACUCCGUGAAUCUGGCUGCCGUUUCGCUGGUAGCGAUGGGGUGUACAAUACAGCAGUCCAGCUUCUAUGGAUUCGCCAGUAUGCUACCGAAACAGUACACGCAAGCAGUGAUGGCAGGAGAAAGUAUCGCCGGAUUCUUGGUAUCCUCGAAUCGUGUUGUAACUAAAUUGCUUAUUAAAAGUGAUCGCGCAUCAACAGCAAUAUUCUUCUUAACGUCUACAGUAUAUAUUGCGUUUAGUUAUGUACUGCACUCGAUAACAACUCAUUCGCCAUUCGUGCGAUAUCACAUGAAGGCUUGUGCCAAAAUUGUUCUACGGCCUGAUGAUGAACAUACACUGAGCGAUACUAUAGAAGGCGAACUGUCGAAUGCACGGUACGGAGUACUGGCACUCGAAUCAAGCCCUCCGGUUCAUAUUCCGCCUGGUACCACUACGUUGAGCUUCAGUAACCCAGUGUAUGAACUUUCGAACCCAAGUGGAGGUGAAAACGUUCUUGAGACCAACAUAAACAAUUUAACAUCGACUACAACUAGUGUGACGACAAAUAACAACACUACGAAUCGUCCAAUAACUACACCAACGUCUGUUACAGCGUCUAACGAUGUUCCGAACGUUGCCUUCAAAGUUGAGCACGUGAUGACUCCAGAUAUUUGUAGUUCUGGUCGCUUCGGAAGCUUUCGAAAUGGUCUUGAGUCGAGAUGGAAGGUUGCUCAUGCGAUUUACCCGUAUAUGGCUUGUAUUGCUCUAGCGUAUUGUGUAACACUGUCUCUUUAUCCUGGAAUAGAAUCAGAGAUCAUCUCCUGUAAUCUAGGUACUUGGAUGCCCGUGCUGUUGAUGUUUACUUUCAAUACUUCCGACGUGGCAGGCAAAUUACUAGCAGCAGUUCCGUACAGUUGGUCUCGAAGACAAUUGAUCCUGAUGUCUGGCUUGAGAGCGUUACUUGUACCGUUAAUAUUACUAUGUUGUUCGCCUCGAGAACAACCUGUAAUCGCGGGAGAAGCAUCAGCAUUCGUUUUCACCGCAGCUCUUGGGGUAACCAAUGGUUUAGCUGGCAGCUUGCCAAUGAUGUUAGCUCCAGAUAAGGUGUCAGCAACACUGAAGGAAGUAACCGGUAACAUGAUGACGCUGUCAUACAACAUUGGUUUGACUGCUGGUUCUCUAGUGGGAUAUGUUUUCGAAUCAAUGCUAGGUCCCCAGUUGCCCAAUCCUUGCCCACAAUAUCCCUUCGUUCCACCAAAGCCGAACCAGCCACCAUUUAAUAACUUAAGUAUUAGUAGCACAACAACUACCACAACUGUUGCAGCAGCUGUCUUAACGACUUUAUCAUCGGCCAUCUUACAAUCAAGCACCUCAACCGUUUCUCCAGAAGUAUCCAGCAGCAUAUCAUUUCCAGUAACCUCAGUGCUACCGCAAUCAUCCACAAUAUUGAACGCAUUCUCAACUAGUGCGGAAUUAGAAGAUACUAGUCCGUUGGAUGCAAACAACUUAGUGACAAUAGCUACAAAGUUAAUAUAUAAUGCAACCCAGUCAGUGUUUGAUUCCACUACGGCUCGUUAGGCACAGGGCUGCUGGUUCCAGUAUGGUCUAGUUCGGACAAGUGUGCUCGGAGUAUGGUUAUAAUGCAUAGUAUGAUGUUAUCCAACGAAAAUGGAUGGUUAUGCUAAAGUGCUUAUUUGGAUUUCCACGUUGUAAGACUGCUGCAGUCGUAUAUUCGAGCAUAGAGCACAUGUUACUUCCACAAUAUCUCAAAACGCCCGAUGCUGGGUACCGAGACAACAAGAAAAAAAAAUAGAAGAGCUUUAAUCAACUAAAAUUCAUAUUGUUUUUCAUCUACUUUGUUGAUAUUUUCCUUCUACCUUUGAAACAUCUUAAGACCGUUUGGGUACUCAAAUUGAUACGAGCGCCCGGUGCAUGGCGUUUGAUAUUAUCAUUUUUGUAACAUAAUACUCCUAUUAGAACGUAAUGAAUGUACGUGAGGGUAUGCGACGGACACUGUAAUGCAUAUAGUGUAAAUGUUUAGAACUGAUGGGAUUGUACCAGCCACGAUAAUUGAAGAAACAAAUAACUUUAGCUAGAUGUUGGGAGCAUGAAUUUUGAGGAGAGCGAGCGCAUAUUUAUAUAAAGAUUGCUGCUGUAAACGUGAAAAGUGAAACCGUAGGAAAUAAUGUCAAGCAAGAUAAUUAAUAA
This is a messenger RNA of Toxorhynchites rutilus septentrionalis, 3184 nucleotides long. RefSeq names its product equilibrative nucleoside transporter 4 (gene Ent3). The coding region runs from base 584 to 2554 and encodes 656 amino acids. Gene Ontology annotation, cellular component: plasma membrane. Lineage: Eukaryota; Metazoa; Arthropoda; Insecta; Diptera; Culicidae. Gene Ontology annotation, molecular function: monoamine transmembrane transporter activity; nucleoside transmembrane transporter activity. The transcript has 7 exons. The record is from RefSeq and is a predicted model, not a curated record. Gene Ontology annotation, biological process: nucleoside transmembrane transport.